ACUGGAGCGGUGGUGGCCGGGACGGCCUCAGAAGGACUCAGCGGUGCCGGAGCUGUGGCACAAGAUGCAUCAGGGCUGGUGAGCAGGGCAUGUGCAGCGGGGGGCAGCUCCAUAGGGCUUCAUCCACCUGAGGGGCUGGGCCAGCAUGGAGCCAGCCGGUGCCCUCCCCAAUGCCUCCUGUAACAGCAGCGGUGCCAGCAGUGCCCCACACUCGCCUGUGGCCACGGGGCUCAUCCUGCUGGCUGCCCUGGCCAUCCUGCUGGCCACAGUGGUGGGCAACACACUGGUGGUGGUGGCCAUCUCCACCAGCCGUGCCCUGCGAGCCCCGCAGAACCUCUUCCUGGUGUCCCUGGCCUCGGCAGACAUCCUGGUGGCUGUCCUCGUCCUGCCCUUCUCGCUGGCCAAUGAGGUGAUGGGCUACUGGCAUUUCGGCGGCCUGUGGUGCAGCCUGUACCUGGCGCUGGACGUGCUGCUCUGCACCUCCUCCAUCGGGCACCUCUGCGCCAUCAGCCUUGACCGCUACUGGGCCGUCACCCGGGCGGCCCAGCUCAACCUGCGGCGCAGCCCUGGGCGCGUGAAGGGCAUGAUCGGGGCGGUUUGGGCUGCGGCGGCGCUGGUGGCACUGCCACCACUGCUGUGGGCCCGGCCGGGCGGCCCCGAGUGCCAGCUGAGCCAGGAGACAUGGUACGUGCUGGCCUCCUGCACAGCAUCCUUCUUCGGCCCCUGCCUCGUCAUGAUCGCCGUGUACUGCCGCAUCUACCGCCUGACCACCCGCAGGGCUGCAGCCCUCCUCGCCGCCCGCUCCCUGCACCUUGCCGCUGCCAGCAGGAAGGGGCCAGGGAUCAGGAUGCCGGGCUGGCGGCGCCAGAGCCAGCACCAGAGCAUGCUGCUGUGCCGCUGGCGGCUGAUGCGGGCACAGGAGCGGCGCUUCACCAUGGUGCUGGCUGUGGUGAUGGGCGCCUUUGUGCUGUGCUGGUUUCCCUUCUUCUUCACCUACAGCCUGGGGGCUGUGUGUGGGGACGGCUGCCACAUCUCCAAGCCCCUCUUCAGCUUCUUCUUCUGGAUCGGGUACUGCAAUAGCAGCCUCAACCCCCUCAUCUACACCCUCUUCAAUCGGGACUUCCGCAACGCCUUCCGACGGCUCCUCACCAUCCCCCGCCAGCACUGCACCUAGGGACACACUGGGACACCGGGGAUGCAGCUCCCAGCCCUGCUCACUGCUGUCAGCACCCAGCCCCACCAUGGACCCUGGACUGCAGUGCUAGGGUGCACCUCAAGGAGAGAAAGAAGGAAUGACAUCCCAGUGCUGGAAAGGCUGUGUCCCUUGGGAGAGUGUGAGAGAUGGGACAGCAUGGGAACAAGCUCCAGCACAGCCUGAGGUGCAAGAGGCCACCAGGGGAACCAUGGGGUGAAGAGCCGGGGACAACCACAUCCCCUCAGGGGCAGCAAGAGCCCUGCGCCCGCCCUGCCUGGCUCCCUGCCCUGUGUUGCACAGACACGUGGGGGUCAGGGGCUGCUCCACUUCUCCAGCUUUAUGCUCAAAAUAGAAAACCUCAAGACAUCGGACUUUCACUCGGCUAAAAACAGCCACCAGUGCCUGGGAGCUAGAGCCCAAGGAAUGCCAUUCCCCAACAUCCCUCACCAUUCCCACCAGCCCGUGCUGAGGGGGUGCAGCUCAGCCAUGGGGUUUGGGGGUCUGGAAGGGAUGGGGAUACUCGCAGAGACAAGGAUUCCAUGUCCAUCUCCUGCACCUGCUGGCCCCAUGCGUGGAAGCUUGUGGCACGAACUUUGGGGCCAGUGGAAGCUCCCAGUGGAAUCGUGCUGGGGUGGGGCCCUGGCACUGACCCCUGGAUGUGGCUGGCUCCAGCGGUUGGAGCCCCGCUGGCACUGUCUGCGGAAGGAGCUGCCCUAUCGCUGCCGCCUGGCUUCCCCUCCACGGCUGCCUUUCUCCUUCUCAUAAUUAAACAGCAGUUUGCUUCUAAAAAUA
Strigops habroptila (Kakapo) is the source of this 1987-nucleotide messenger RNA. RefSeq names its product alpha-2Db adrenergic receptor-like. The transcript has 2 exons. The record is from RefSeq and is a predicted model, not a curated record. Bases 146 to 1174 code for a protein of 342 amino acids. Gene Ontology annotation, cellular component: membrane. Gene Ontology annotation, molecular function: adrenergic receptor activity. Lineage: Eukaryota; Metazoa; Chordata; Aves; Psittaciformes; Psittacidae. Gene Ontology annotation, biological process: adenylate cyclase-activating adrenergic receptor signaling pathway.